CAAAUCCCCGGGCCGCCCAGCUCAAUUCUUCUAUGGCCUCGAGCAGUUACCAGUUAAUCCCGUGCGUGCGUCACCCGCGUGCCAUGGCCCUAUAAAACCGGCCGGCUUUAUUGCGACGCCCCGCACGGCCAGCCCAACCCGCCCAAGUUACCCGCCCGCUCACCAGCUUCUUCCCGGCGAGGGACCACCAGCCGAGGCGAUGCAGCCGUCGUCCUCCAGGGCGAGAUCCCGGUCGUGGGGGGCCGCCGGGCCCUGGGGCACCGCCGCCACCCCGCCCCUGUCUCCCAGGCCGCAGACGACGAAGCCUCGACACGAGCGCAGCAGGUCCACCACGUCCACGUACUCGCCACUCCUCCCCUCAGAGCCACAGCAGAGUCACGGCGACAACGGCUGCAUGACGGCGCCGGCGCGGCUGGAGGAGGAGGAGGAGCUCAGUAGCCGUCCGGCGACGGAGACGGGAGGGGAGGCGGCGAGCGGCGGCGCCGACGCGGGGAUGGAGAGGGUGGUGCGGCGCCUGGAGCUGGAGGCGGCGGCGGCCAAGCAGACGGAGAUGAAGAUGCUCGAGUCGCUGGUGCGGCAGACCAAGGAGCUGGAGCAGGCCAAGAUCGCGCUCGAGGAGGCCAGGCUCGAGGUCGCCGCGCUGCGCCAGCAGCAGCAGCAGCAGCAGCAGGAGGAGGCCGGCCCGGCCCCGCCGGCGCAGCAGCAGCAGCAGCAGCAGCAGCAGUGGAGCGUGAUGGACCUCAUGUUCGGCGGCGUCGACGAGGAGAUCAACGGCCUCCGGGCCCGCCUCCGGGCCGCGUCGCAGGCCGAGGAACGGAGCCGGAAGGCGGCCGACGACCUCACCGCCGCGCUGUCCGCGGUCACCAUGGAGGCCAGGCAGGUCAAGGCCUGGCUCUCCGACGCGCAGGCCGAGCUGGAGGCCGCCAACGCGGAGGUCGACCGGCUCCGGGGCCUGCUGCAGGGCGCCGAGGCGGAGCUGUGGUCCGCCACCGAGCAGGUCGGCACGCUCACCUCCGAGUGGAAGGAGGCCGCCGCCGGGUGGCGCGCCAGGGAGAAGGCGCUGCUGGCGCGCGCGCGCGCCGCCGAGGGGGAGGCCGCGGCGGCGCGGCGGGAGAACGCCGACCUCGCCGGGGCGCGCCGGGCGCUCGGGGACGAGAACGACGCCCUGCGCCGCGCGCUCGAGCAGGCCGCCGAGGACGCCAACGCCGCCACGGAGGCGCUCGAGCUCGUCAGCGGCGAGAACGCCGACCUGCGGGACGCCGCCGCCGACAAGGAGCGCGACCUGGAGGCCCUGCGGCGGGAGAACGAGAGCCUCAGUGUCAGCGAGGCCGCGGCGCGGGAGCGCGCCAAGGACCUCGAGGCCCAGGUCCUCGUGGCGACCGACGACGGCGCCGCGGCCGGGAAGGCGGCGGCGGAGAUCCCGCUGGUGGAGAAGUGGAGGCGCGAGGCCGCGCAGGGCAAGCUGGGCGCGGCGGCGUUCCUGGACCCCGGGAGGGUGCUCCCGGGGCGCAAGGACCGGAUGUUCGCGUCGCUGAGCAACCUCGCGGAGCUCAAGUCGGCGGCGGCCGCGGCGGCCAUGGACGACUACGACUACGAGUUCGACCACCUGGACGUGGGCCAGUACGGCGGCGGCGGCGGCGCCACGGAGCACGCCAAGAAGCACAAGAAGCGGCGGUCGAUCCUGCGCAAGUUCGGGGACCUCUUCCGGAGGAGGAGCAUGUACAAGCCCGACCUCGGGCCGGAGCUGCACAAUCACUACUAGAACAACCUAGGCAGUAGAUCAUAGAUGCUGGUGAGGUCGAUCAUUUGAGUGAUGAUACACAUACAGAAUAAUUAGCGAACAAAGUGUGUCGUCGUCAUCAAGGUUCUUCGGAACACCAUUCUCUGCCGAGAGCCUGAAGCUCUAAUAGGUGGCAUCCGUUCUGUUUGGAUCUAAGUGCUAAUGGAUGAAAAUGUUAGAUUUUAAUACUGAUCAUUGAAAUAGGAAUGCUAAUAGGUUGACUAA
This is a messenger RNA of Panicum virgatum (switchgrass), 2005 nucleotides long. Its product is annotated as myosin-2 heavy chain, non muscle-like. The record is from RefSeq and is a predicted model, not a curated record. The coding region runs from base 200 to 1762 and encodes 520 amino acids. The transcript has 4 exons. NCBI's taxonomy places the organism in Eukaryota, Viridiplantae, Streptophyta, Magnoliopsida, Poales, Poaceae.